ACGGCCACUCUAAUUUAGAGGCACGCGUUAGAUCAACAAAGGCAACGUAGAAAUUUUUAACUUAUUUAUUUAUAUAGGAAAUAAUAACAUUAGAAGACCGAAUUAUGUGUACCGGCUCACCAAGCAGCAAUGGCUCCCAGUCGGAGGAGGGCAGCAGCUCCUCGGAUCAACAGCCUCAGCAGGAAAACCAGGAAACGGAGCAACAGCUGCGAACACCCACCCACGCAGUUGUACCCGCUGCCACAUCGGAAGAAAUCCUGGCCGAAUACGGCAGCAAUCUAAAGCUCCUCGAGUGCAAUUCACAGGUGGCCGAGCUGCUGACCAUCCUGCGCGACAAAAAUACGACCCGCAGCGACUUUAAGUUCUACGCCGACCGACUGAUUCGCCUUGUCAUUGAGGAGUCUCUCAACCAGCUGCCCUACACGCACUGCGAUGUGGAGACGCCCACGGGUGCCAUAUACGAGGGCCUGAAGUAUCGUUCCGGCAACUGUGGUGUGUCCAUCAUCCGAUCUGGUGAAGCCAUGGAGCAGGGAUUGCGGGAUUGCUGUCGCUCCAUUCGAAUUGGCAAGAUCCUUGUGGAGUCGGAUGCCAACACACAUGAAGCUCGAGUGGUUUAUGCCCGCUUUCCGGAUGACAUUGGCAGCAGGCAGGUGCUGCUAAUGUACCCCAUUAUGUCCACUGGAAACACUGUACUGCAGGCGGUCAAUGUACUAAGGGAACACGGAGUGCCGGAGAGCUGUAUCAUCCUGUCAAAUCUGUUUUGCACACCCAUGGCUGCUAGGACUGUGGUGAAUGCUUUUCCCAAGCUGAAGAUCCUAACCUCCGAGCUUCAUCCGGUGGCCCCGAAUCACUUCGGACAGAAAUACUUCGGUACAGACUAGAGAUCUGGGACUGUCACGCAGACUUGACGACUAAGCGCUGCUUAGGAUAGAUGGCAUUUGAAACGACAAAAAGCAACGACCAGCGGUCUACCAAACUAUGUACUUUAGCAACUGUUAGCUUUUCACAACUGGCUUUUAAUGCAACUCUCAAAUACGUUACGUUCGUUACGCACUAUUGUAAAUAUAAAAAAGGAAUAAAUAUUUAAACCGA
Molecule: messenger RNA, 1092 nt
Organism: Drosophila ficusphila
Lineage: Eukaryota; Metazoa; Arthropoda; Insecta; Diptera; Drosophilidae
Gene: kri
Product: uracil phosphoribosyltransferase homolog
Exons: 3
Coding region: 105-881 (258 amino acids)
Source: RefSeq, a predicted model, not a curated record